Ophidiomyces ophidiicola is the source of this 933-nucleotide messenger RNA. RefSeq names its product Mitochondrial oxaloacetate carrier protein (gene OAC1). The record is from RefSeq and is a predicted model, not a curated record. The coding region runs from base 1 to 933 and encodes 310 amino acids. NCBI's taxonomy places the organism in Eukaryota, Fungi, Ascomycota, Eurotiomycetes, Onygenales, Onygenaceae. The transcript is spliced from 6 exons.
AUGUCCACCACCACCGGGGCCUUUAUAGCUGGUGGUCUCGCCGCUUGUGGCGCCGUCACAGUAACGCACAGCUUCGAGACUGUUAAAAUUCGAUUACAGCUCCAGGGCGAGCUUCAGUCGAAACAAGAGGCUGUUCGCAAAUACAACGGUGUCCUUCAUGGUGUAAAGGUCAUUCUGCAGAAUGAAGGACCUCGUGGCUUAUUCCGGGGAAUUGGAUCAGCGUAUAUUUACCAAAUGGUAUUGAACGGAUGCCGCCUCGGAUUCUAUGAGCCUCUAAGACAGGGUCUCACUUCAGUGUUUUACAAAGAUGCUUCUUAUCAGUCCCUUGGUAUCAAUAUUUUCUCUGGUGCGGCAUCAGGAAUUCUUGGGGCAGCUGCAGGCUCUCCUUUUUUUCUUGUGAAGACAAGACUUCAAUCCUUUUCUCCCUUUCUUCCCGUCGGCACCCAGCACCCAUACAAAAAUUCCUUUGACGGCCUCAGGCAAAUUUAUACAGGGGAAGGCGUGAAAGGUCUUUACCGGGGAGUUGGUGCUGCAAUGGUCCGAACCGGAUUUGGAAGUUCGGUUCAAUUACCAACCUAUUUCUUUGCAAAGAGACGGCUGAUCAAGCACCUGGGAAUGGAAGAUGGCCCUGGAUUGCACUUAGCUAGCAGUGCAUGCAGUGGGUUUGUAGUCUGCUGCGUUAUGCACCCUCCAGAUACAAUCAUGUCACGGAUGUACAAUCAAACUGGCAAUCUGUACAAGGGUGUAUUCGACUGCUUAUACAAGACGAUAACUACUGAAGGCAUUUUUGCUAUUUAUAAAGGAUAUUUUGCUCAUCUUGCACGUAUUUUACCCCAUACUGUUUUGACGCUCAGCUUGGCUGAACAGACCAAUAAGCUGAUGCGAAGGGUAGAAGAUCGAUUUCUUUCUGAUUCAGUUAAAGCAAACAUAUAG